GUAAUGCAAGUGGGUUCGGGAUGGAUGGACGGUUCCUGGGCAGUGGACGGUUUGAGAGAGGACUGGAUAUAAGCUGAGAUCAUGUCCUUUCCAGCCCGUCUGUGGCCUGCCUGAGGUGGAUGCGAGAGUCCAAGUUUGAAUGCGUGCUGUGUCCAGUGUAAGUGUGAACCUUGCUGCACCUUGGAGCAGUCCCAAAGCAUCCUCAAGGCUGAUGCCAUCUCAUAUCACAGUAUGGAGCAGACAAAAUCCUUGUGAUCUAAAACGGCUCAAAAAAAAGUUAUCAAAUGCUGUUUUCCUACCUAUGGGACCAUUGCAUCAUUUGUGAGAUUGGGGUAAUCUUACAAAAGUGAUGUCUGUUUCCACUGAUGUCUCUGACAGGUCUCACUCUGUUAGGCGCUGCCAGAAACCAGUAGGAACAGAUCUUUUAGAAAGACUUCCACAUUCAUAUUGUUUCAAUAAUCCAGUUCUCCAAGACAUGUUUUUUAUGUUCCUUUUGUUGUGUAUAGAGUGGAAAGUGGUACCGGUUAGCACUGGAUGGGGAGCAGGAAGAAAUGUUCCUCGCUGAAACACUCGCUCAUGAAAGAGGGAGGCAUGAGACUGAAUUACAACUUCGGAGUUUGCAGUGGUGAAUUAGUUUUUCACCACCCUCUGAUGGGGAAAAAGCCAAGAGGAGGUCAGCAACUGCAUUUUAUUGAACUUUCUAUAAUGUAGCCCGCAGUAAGGAAGAGUAAGAACUGUAAAAGUGCCUUGUUAGGUGUUUUACACGGGGCUAGCAAAUCACCAAACCAGGCUAUGGGGCUACCUGGCGUAAGGAGUAGCGGCUUUAGGUCUGCACACCGUAUAGAACUUUAGGACAGCCCAGAUUCAAAGUGUCAAUAAAUAGGAAGAGUGCAGAGAUAAGCAACAGAGCUCCCAAUCUGCAGAGGCAACAAGUGCGUCCGGAUUUUUUUUCAUGUGAAGAUUGUCCAGUUUUGUUUCCCUUCGCUGGGAGAAAAUGCUUCACUGUAAGGACACAAGAAGGUGGGAAAGGAGGGAAGAUGCUGUCCACCCAGCUUCACACAUGGCCUGGAGCAAGUCCUUUGCCUGCAGGACCUGCUUCUCCUUCACUGUACUGUGGGAUGAGCAAUGCUCGUCUGUCCUGAAGGAUUAUUGUGGGAUUGGCAUUUUUAAGAUAGAGAGCUGAAGGCAGAGGGUAAAGAGCUGCCUGUGUUCAGAGGUUAGAUGAAGAGGAUGGAAGAGAGGGAUGAAGAGGAAAUCUAAAGAGAAAUUUCAUGAUUGAUGCAGAAUAAUAAAGCAGAUAUGGGAUUCCCAGGUGCUGGGAAAUUAUUGCGGGCAGAAGGAUCUGAGCUCAGCUGUGGAAGAGAAGCAAACCUGCCCCGCCGCGCUCGACGGGAAGCCGGCAAGCCUGUACCUUUGUGAGUUGUGUUUGGACUUUGCCUUUUGCAGACAUAAAUUCCAGUUUUUGUGGAGAGCUGGGGGUGGAGGGGAAGAUUGUGCAAAGUGCAGCAAAAACCCUGACAUCAUUUACUCUGAAUAAAUAUAAUGCGAUAAUGUGAGCAUUCUAAUAAAGGUGUCUCAGUGGCUUUCCAGAGAGGCAAGCUCCAUCAAAAUAUGGCUGCCUUCACACCUCUUUUCAUCUGUGGGGUGUGCGCGUUGCUUUUAUCAGCUGCGCUCUAUGUUUUAAAACUUUUUAAGCAAUCAGCUUUAAAUAUGCCUCCUGGUCCGUUUCCUCUUCCAAUCAUUGGCAACCUGCAUUUGCUGGACAUCAGAAGGCAAGACAAGUCGCUAAUGAAGAUUUCAGAGAAAUACGGCCCCGUGUUCACUGUCCAUUUAGGGUUUCAGAAGGUGGUGGUGCUGACUGGCUACGAGGCAGUAAAGGAUGCCCUUCUGAACACGGCAGAUGAGUUUGUGGACAGACCAGCUAUACCAAUAUUCUACCACAUCCAACACGGAAACGGUGUGUUCUUUUCUUCUCAAGAGCUCUGGAAGACAACGCGGCGGUUCACCAUAGCCACCAUGCGGGAUCUUGGCAUGGGGAAGAGUCUUGGAGAAGAAAGAAUGCUUGAGGAGCUUCACUUUCUCACUGAGUUGAUCAAAUCCUUCAACGGUGGACCUUUCCAAUUACGAUUUUUGAACAUGGCCCCCACCAACAUCACCUUUGCUAUUCUUUUUGGGAGAAGGUUUGAUUAUGAAGACCCAACGUUUCUCACUCUGUUAAGACUCAUAGAUGAAGUUAUGCACCUUCUGGGCUCUCCAUUCUUGCAUUUAUUUAAUUUCUAUCCAUUCCUUGGAUUCCUCCUCAAACCUCACAAGCUGAUACUGAAAAAAGUAGAAGAGGUGUGUGUGAUCUUAAGGAAGUGCAUCAAGGAAAGCAAAGAAAGUAUUAAUGAAAACAACCUGACGAGCUACAUUGAUGCACUGGUAUUCAAACAAGAGGAGCAAAAUAAAAGCAAUACGCUUUUUCACGAUGCAAAUGUUUUGGCCUCUGCACUUGACCUGCUCAUGGCUGGCACUGAGACCACAUCCACGACAUUGCAAUGGGCCAUCCUGCUGCUGAUGAAGUACCCUGAGAUUCAAAAAAAGGUGCACACAGAGAUUGAGCGAGUUCUUGGCCCUCGUUCCUUGCCUACCUUUGAGGACCGGAAAAACAUGCCAUUUACCAACGCGGUGAUCCACGAGGUGCAGCGAUUUGUCACCCUCCUGCCACAUGUUCCACGGUGCACCGCUGUUGACACCCACUUUAAAGGCUACUUCAUCCCUAAGGGAACAACAGUGAUUCCUCUGCUCACCUCCGUGCUGCUGGAUAAAACGCAAUGGGAGACGCCAGAUGAGUUCAACCCUAGCCAUUUCCUUGAUGCAGAUGGGAACUUCAUAAAGAAGAAAGCAUUCCUGCCCUUCUCCACAGGGCGGAGAAACUGCAUUGGAGAAAGUCUUGCCAUGAUGGAGCUCUUCAUCUUCUUCACAGGCUUGAUCCAGAAAUUUACUUUUAAGCCUCCACCUGGGGUCACAGAAUCUGAGCUGGACACGACUGCAGAGGCUGGAUUCACCAUGAGACCCCAUCCACAGUGUGCCUGCGCUGUGCUACGCCAAUAAGCCCAGGGCUCUGAACUGAGAAAAAUCCACAUAAUUGUCUUGUGUGGAGCCUAGCAGAUGCACAAAGGGGAAACCAGAUCCCUGUCCAGUAGAUACAAGUAGAGUUGUCUUACUCCAAACCUUGCCAGUGCUGGCUAUAUGCUUAAAAUAUCUGUUGAACAAAUAUUUUUUCUAAGAAGCAGAGGAAGACUGGUGGGUAAGGUUACCUAGAAAAUCCCAGCCAGAUACAUGACUGGAAAUGUCAGGACAAGUACUACUUUACACUUCAAAUACACAACAUAAGAAAGUUAUUCUAGUUUUGAGCUUCUGGGAGAAGGUGAUUCACAAGAGAGGAUCAUUUCUUCACUUGGAGAGCAAUAUUAGAUGCAAAUGUUGAUCAUCAUCUAAUCCCUGCUCUUUUCCCAUUCCCUACUGCACACAGGAUAAAUUAUUCCCAGAUACCUGCUUUUUCUGUGUCUGAUGGAUGUUCCUCCAACAUUUUGCAGACUUCUGGUUUUGAAUCCCAAAUGCUGAACCCUGGACUUUUUAGGUACCCCUUGCUCUGCAGGAUCUCAGCACAGUUCCUUGGGAGUCUUUGGCUCUUUCUGUGUACAGCUCUGCUAUGCCUGCACUGAUGUGGGGCUUAACAGCUCCCCCCAGCCAAGCGAAGACACUCACCCCGCUACAUUUUCCCAAGGGUAGCUCAGAUACAUAAGCACAACUUUUCAGAGCUCCAUGAACAAGCAAGCAUGCAAACGUUGCAAAGAUGUUUCUAAAAAGCUCUUUCCUUAAGCAGCACCGAGGCUGGGCAGAUCUGGGCAAAGUGACAGAAAACCUGUCCAUCUCCCCUUUCCUUCUCCCAGGUUUCUGUGAGAUUUGUCAGGACCCUAUCUUUUCCCAAUAUCCCCAUAUCUUCUCCUCCUCCUCUGAGAUGACUAGAGGUGGAGCCUCAUCACAUCCCCUCACCAGUGAAGGCAACAGGACUCCUUUACAGCAGCUGGCGUCUUCCUUGGUCUGAAACGCUGGGUGAAGGAGCUGAUAGCACUGCAAUGGGAGGUGGGUUGAGCCAUUGUCCCACAAAGUGUUUGAGCUGGUUAACUCAGGGAGGGAUCCUAGUCUGCUGUACGAUGGGGAGAAGACUCCUCCUGUUCCCUGCAUACUACCUGAUAUUCCAGGUUAAUGGUAAAUAAACAGUGCCUAUGUCUUUGCUCCCAGCCUUGCUCACAGGUGAAGGCAGUUGGACUAGGGGUGCAUAAAGCCUCAAGGCUUAGCUCUGCCCUCCUUAUCCAGCCCUAAUUUGUGGUUGGUAGGGCUUUUUACCCCAGUAAGGACUGCAGGGCCGGGCUGUCUGUGACUCAGAGGGAUCGUGGUGCCAUCUCGUGGCAAGAAGAAAAUAGAAAUUCUGUUCUGCACGAUGGUAUUGCUCUGGUCAGUGCGCAGAAGGGCUGCAGAUACAAGGCAGCGCUCCUUUUACAAAUCUUUACAGAUGCUGCAGUCCUUUACCUGAUCAUUGCCCCUCUGAGAGCAGGAGCACCUGGUCCCAGCAUCACGCAGCGCUAGGGAUGGCAGGCUGGGCUACGGGACGUGCCGCCCAGCCAGCUGCAUGUGGCAUGAGCCACAGACACAGCGUGAGUUGGAUUUGUUCAGAUCUUACCUUAAAAAUCAAGCCACCUGUCCUGCCCCAAGAUGUUUGCUUUCAAUUCAGGUCACUCUGUUGCAAGGCACAAACAUGUUUUGCAGCUAGAGGGAAGACCCUCAGGGCCACUGAGGAGUACGGGAAAUGGUAUUUCCACCCCUGAGAGCCAAUGAUUUCUGUGAGAUUAAUCUGUAGCUGAGUCAUAAUCAAUGUUCUGCCACCGUUUGGCUGAACAAAUAAAUGGGAGGCAGGCACUUUCUUUUGCGGAGAUA
Messenger RNA from Phalacrocorax carbo (great cormorant), 4980 nucleotides. The record is from RefSeq and is a predicted model, not a curated record. NCBI's taxonomy places the organism in Eukaryota, Metazoa, Chordata, Aves, Suliformes, Phalacrocoracidae.